AUGGCUACUUCUUCUUCCAUCACCAAAGUGCCCCUCAAGCUUUAUGUCGACCCCGAAAAUGACAAAGUUGUGUUUGCUGAAGCAUCAAAAGUUGUCAUAGACUUUCUUUUCGACUUUCUAUGUUUGCCUAUCAGCACUGUAGUAAAGCUGGUGAGCACAAAUGGCAUGGUAGGUAGUUUAGGAAAUCUGUAUCAGAGUGUUGAAAACCUCAACCAAAGUUUUAUGCAGCCAAACCAAACUAAGGAUGUUCUCUUAAACCCAAUAGCUCAAAUCUCUUGUAAUGGAAUCUCAGGCUUCCUAACUUCACAGAAAGACGAAGAUCUCAACUAUGAGCAACGAACUAAGUUAUACAUGUGCUCUGAUAGGUGUAAUUUGUGUGUGACAAAUGAUUACACGACUCGUUGUGCUGGUUCGUUUGACCGUCAUGGGCACUUUGGGUAUUAUCCUUGCUCGAACAACAUGAACUUUGAAGUAAGUUAUAGAAAUAUGAAGGUUGAUGAAAAUAAAAGUUUCAUUCAUAAUGGUUUUGUGAAAGACGAGAUCACUUUUAUAGUGAUGGACGAUUUGGUCAUUCAACCCAUAUCAAAAGUGUCUGAUAUAUCUACCUUGCUCAAGAAAUUCAAUGUCAAAGAUAUCAAUACUUUGCAAGAAAAGGAUGUUGAAAUUGGGAUGGAUGAGAGCAUCAAGUUACUUAAGGCUUCUCUGGAAACAAAGAUGGUCUUGACAAGUGUUUUCCACAAGAAGAAAUAUUGAUAUGUGUAAUUGGUUUAUCACAUAAGGGAUAAUUAAGUCAGUAUAUGUUUAGAUUGAAGGGAUAAUUGAGUGCAGAAAAUGGUCAGUAUAUGUUUAGAUUGAAGGUUAUAUGUUUCUAUGUUUUAUAAAAUUAGAUAUUUGCCUAAACUUUCUUCUUGUGUUGUUAACUGUUUGUUCGGUUAUGCUACUAAAGUGCUCCAAAAUAGCACUAGCACAUUUAUCAUAACUAAAAUCUUU
Molecule: messenger RNA, 990 nt
Organism: Lathyrus oleraceus (garden pea)
Lineage: Eukaryota; Viridiplantae; Streptophyta; Magnoliopsida; Fabales; Fabaceae
Exons: 2
Coding region: 1-753 (250 amino acids)
Source: RefSeq, a predicted model, not a curated record